GAUAUUCUCGUCAUUGUAAAGGUUAGGACGCGUCAGUGGUCGUUUAGUUUGCUCAUUCAAUUCGUUUAUAUUUUAUUAGUGUGUUUCGCUUUUGCUGAAUGAUCGUCUUGUUGAUUACUGUGGAUAUUAAUUGUUAAUAAAAAUUGAGUAUUUGAAAAUUAAUGAUAUAUUUAAACUAUGACAAACAUAAUAUCAAAAUAACCUAGAAAAUUCAAUUGUAAUAGUUAAAUUUCAAAUACUACAUGUAUGUAUAUACAAUAUUAUUAUCCAAUUAUUUGCAAAGCAGUUAAUCUGUGUCCUUGAACAUCGUUUUUGUUUAAAUGUUAGGCAAAAUUCAAGUGUUGUAUAUGAUUAACAGUUCUAAAGUUCGAGAAGAACUUGUCAUACAAAAUAUUUUUAUAUAAAAUUAGAAAGUUACUUUCUUUUCAUGGGGUUGUGAAUUAUUUUUUUUACGUGACAAUAAAACAGUAAUAACACGUAUGUUUUCCCCAAUUUUGUGCAGUAUUCAACCUAUUAUUAAUCGGUCAAUGACUAUAUUAGGUGUGAAAAAAAUAUUAUUACAACCUACUGUUCAAAAUAUUAUAAAUGUUUAUGACAUGAGCAAUAUAAAUAACUCUACAAGUAAUGACGAAGUUCAUAUGACAACUCCUGAACUCAUUUUCAGUCAUGGAUAUCAAGCUGAAACACAUCAUAUUUGGACUAGAGACGACUAUCGGUUAGAAGUACAUAGAGUAUUACCGGCACAACACGAGAAAACAAAAUCUGAUGAUGAAAAAAAUAAGGAUGUAAAUAAUGAUACAGAUAAACAAGAAUUUGUGCCGACAACUAAUCAAAGUAAUAGCUCAAUUCCUAAUAGUACUCAAGAAUCUCUAGAUAUUAAUCAAAGUAAAAAAAAAAUUACGAACAGACCGACUGUGCUCAUUCAUCAUGGGCUACUUUCUAGUUCGGCUGAUUGGGUACUUCUCGGACCUAAACGAGCUCUUGCCUACGUGCUUUGUGACGAAGGUUACGAUGUCUGGCUCGCAAAUGCAAGAGGAAAUAGAUAUUCCAGGUGUCAUAAGAAAUACACAACGAAAGAUAAAGAAUUUUGGGAUUUUAGUUGGCAUGAAAUUGGAAUUUAUGAUUUGCCAGCAAUAAUUGAUUAUAUCACGGAAAAAACUGGAAAUAUGAGCAUGUCUUAUAUUGGAUACAGUCAAGGAACAACUGCAAUGUUUGUGAUGGGAAGUGAAUGUCCAGAAUAUAUGAAAAGAAUUAAAGGAGUAAUAUGUAUGGCACCUAUAGCAUUUUUGUCAAAUCAUCGGAGUCCACUUCUCAAAUUAGUCGUACCUUUCAACAUUGUGAUGAAAUGGGCUUCAUCUUAUUGUAAUAUAAAUCAAUGGUUUCCAAGAAAUAAACUUCAAGUUUUAGCAUUUGCAACAUUAAUGCGGAAAGCACCAGAAAAAUUUGCAAAAAUAUUGGGCAGCUAUUGGUUUUAUUUUAUAGCUGGAUUUGGUAGUGAUCAAUUAGAUAAAUCAAUACUGCCAAUUGUGUUUGGACACUUUCCAGCUGGUGCUUCUGCAAAACAAAUUAUACAUUACAGCCAAACAAUUAAAUCUGGAUUAUUUCGGCAGUUUGAUUAUGGAACAGAAACAAAUCUAAAAAAAUAUGGAACCCCAGAGCCUCCGAAAUAUGAUUUGACAAAAGUAACGGUUCCCGUUGGAAUAUUUUAUAGUGAUAAUGACUUUUUGAAUCAUCCUUCGGAUGUGGAAAGACUUGCUAAUGCAUUACCAAAUGUUGUAAUGAAAACCCGAAUAAAUUAUAAUAAGUUUAACCACGUCGAUUAUCUUUGGGGUCGAGAUGCAAAAACACUCGUAUACAAUGAUAUUAUUAAAGUGUUAAAAAGUUUCUAGUCUCGUUGUUUUUUUUCUAUUUUAAUUUUCGUAGAAUUGUUUUUAUGUUAUUAUGCCAGAUUUUUUUUUUUAUUAUUUUUAACAAAGUAUUAUAAAAAUUUUUUUCAGA
Chelonus insularis is the source of this 1998-nucleotide messenger RNA. RefSeq names its product lipase 3. Bases 480 to 1889 code for a protein of 469 amino acids. The transcript has 7 exons. The record is from RefSeq and is a predicted model, not a curated record. NCBI's taxonomy places the organism in Eukaryota, Metazoa, Arthropoda, Insecta, Hymenoptera, Braconidae.